AUGGAUUACAUUCGUGCCUUUGAUGUAGAGUUGGAUCGACUGGUGUAUUAUGCUGGAGAAAUGCUCACUGGAAAUGUUUAUCUGGAGGUAGAAGAGAACAUGCGAAUGCAAAAUAUAAAGAUUUUUCUGCGUGGCAAGGCCCAUGCUGAAUGGAAAAUCAUGCGAGCAGGAGAGAGAAGAACUGUAAAGCAAGAUGAGCAAUAUAUCGAUGAACGAAUGCUUCUCUGGGGCAAAGAUGACAAUGAUUCCAACCAGGGCAUACCAAUACUAACUAGAGGUCGCCAUUGCUACCCAUUUAGCUUUCAACUUCCAGACACUGCACUGCCUUGCUCAUUUGAGAGCAAAAUUGGAACAAUUCGAUAUUAUGUACGGGUUCAUCUCAACAUUCCGUAUGCAUCAUGCCCUCAGUGUAUUCGCUACUUCACUAUCAUUGGACCUCAGACUGACUGUAUGGAUGAAAGAUUUCUGACUCCAGUGUCUUCAGUAGCCAAGAGGAACUCUUGCAGUCUUUGUUGUGGGAAAGGUCCACUGAUUUUGCGAGCAACUCUGGACAGAUCUUCAUUUGUUUGCGGAGAACACAUAAAGUUGAAAGUUGAAGUACAGAAUGGAAGUGACUCAGAAGUUUGGGUUUUGUGUAAGCUUAUUCAGUAUGUGGAGUUUUUCAUCAACAAAGGUGUCCUAGGCUUGUCUAAAGAAGUGCGGCACACAGUUUUGGAGGCAGAAAGUGAAAAAGUGCCUCCACAUGAAACAUCACAACUGGAUGAGUUGAUGGACAGAUUAGUAUUACCCAUCAUGCCUCCCACCACAGUUGAUGUUUGUGGACUGGUGCAGAUUUAUUAUACCUUAAAGUUGUAUCUUGAAACAUCCAAAAGUAAGGGAGAAGCUGCAGAAAUCAAUUUCCCAAUUACUAUAGCAACAGUGCCAUUUAGGAUAAACAAUGGAUCAAUGCCUGAGAUACAUUAUGAGAGCGCUGCUCCAAAUGUAGAAGGGGGGAUGUACAUCAGCCCAGAGUUCCAACUGGGUCAGGUUUACAUGGGAGAUGAAGUUGAUCCAGAGACUGACCAGACGAUUCUCUAUCACCCUGUGUACGUGUGUGUGACUGAAGAAUGUCCUCCCACAAAGCCAGAUACUCAUCUGCUACAGGUUCCGACACGGCAGAUGGCAAAGAAUCGAGAGACCAUUACUGGAGAAGGUCAACAACUUCAGGAAAACAUAACUCCUGCCUACAAUGCGCAGCAGCAGGCAGUGAUGUUUCAGGUUUCAGAUGAUGGCAAAAGCAGCAGUAGCAAAGUCAUCAAACCUGAAGACAAGUUUUUGAAAGAAAUUACUGCCAAAAUUGCCAGCAGACAGAUGAAGGGGCAAAAUGGUGAAGAUGGCACCACAUUUGGAGCAGCUUCUGAUGAUGCCUCAGCCCAGCAUACGGAUAUUGAUACACAAGUAGAAAUUCUGAGAGAGCAAAGGAAAUCAAAAGAUAACGUACACAAGGCCUUGGUAAAUGAGCUACGCAGACAUUUGUCAGAAGGAGAAGAUGGAAUGGAGAUAGAGAAAGUACCUCCAAGUCUGAAAAAACCAGCUGCUUUAAGGAAGGCAUCAGCAGAUCUUGACAAGUGCAUUAAACCCAGCAUUGGCAAAAUGGUGAUGCAUCCGUCUGAAGUUAAUGCAGUGGGCAAAAAGAAUGCUGUCCUAAUAGAUAAUCAAGUGGAGACCAGUGGACCUGCAGCUGUGCUGUCAUUGAAUUCAGGGAAUGUUCUGGAAAAAACAGACACAGGUCCAGUGGAUAUUGAUGAGCAUGAAGAGGAGAUUGAGUACUCAGAGCACUCUGCUCUACUGACCACGUCAUCAGAUAGUGUUCAAACAGACUUAGAAAGAAAAAUUGUUUUGUCACAGGAGAAAUCUUCAAAUAUAAUAUCUAUGCAACAUUCAAUAGAAAAACUUCCACCUGAUGAAGCAGAUGAUUCACUUAGCCAAAGUUUUCAGAUUUCUGGAAAGUUAGGGGAUCGAAGAGAAAAUUCAGACAUUCAUGGAUCAUCAGUGAGUGUAGCAAGAAAUAUGAAAUCGGUGAGAGUUGUUAGCAGUCCAAACAGAAGAGUUAACAACAUAACUCCAGCUGCUUUGGCUGCUACAGUUACCUGUGCUGCCCCUGCAGCAGCUGAUCCAUUCUUAAUGAGAACAGAGCACUCGCCUAAAGUGGCACCGAAACCUAAACAAAAGGAACGUCAUUCACUUCCUGCAGGUCAUUUGUUUCUGUCACCCUCUGAAAGCUCUGAGUUGUCAGUGGAAACUGUUGGCAGACCAAAGAGUGAAAAUGUGGACAAGUACAGAAAUGAGCAGCAUCAAGAUGAGAGCAUUGCUUAA
Messenger RNA from Candidula unifasciata, 2355 nucleotides. The record is from the annotation of a GenBank genome assembly. NCBI's taxonomy places the organism in Eukaryota, Metazoa, Mollusca, Gastropoda, Stylommatophora, Geomitridae.